Molecule: messenger RNA, 1224 nt
Organism: Raphanus sativus (radish)
Lineage: Eukaryota; Viridiplantae; Streptophyta; Magnoliopsida; Brassicales; Brassicaceae
Product: putative tRNA (cytidine(32)/guanosine(34)-2'-O)-methyltransferase
Exons: 12
Coding region: 115-1044 (309 amino acids)
Biological process (GO): cytoplasmic translation; tRNA methylation
Cellular component (GO): cytoplasm
Molecular function (GO): tRNA methyltransferase activity
Source: RefSeq, a predicted model, not a curated record
GAAUAUUGAUGGCCCAUGCAAGCCCACAAAGAAGAGCGACUGUUACUUUUUAAGCUCUAAAGCGAUUCCGCCGGCGCCUCCCUUCCCUUCCCUUGAGUCGCUUUCCGUCAAGACAUGGGAAAAGCUUCUCGGGAUAAAAGGGAUAUAUACUAUCGGAAAGCGAAAGAAGAAGGAUGGCGUGCCAGAAGUGCCUUUAAGCUUCUUCAGAUUGAUGAGGAAUUCAACAUUUUUCAAGGAGUGAAGAGGGUUGUAGAUUUAUGUGCUGCACCUGGUAGCUGGAGUCAGGUUCUCAGUCGUCAACUGUAUCUUCCUGCAAAGUAUUCAGCUGAGUCAAAAGAAGAAGAUCUUCCUCUUAUAGUGGCCAUUGAUUUGCAGCCUAUGGCUCCAAUCGAAGGUGUAAUCCAAGUUCAAGGGGACAUAACUAAUGCUCGGACUGCUGAAGUGGUCAUUAGACAUUUUGACGGUUGCAAGGCUGAUCUGGUUGUCUGUGAUGGUGCUCCAGAUGUUACCGGUUUGCAUGACAUGGAUGAAUUUGUCCAGUCCCAACUCAUACUGGCGGGCUUAACGAUUGUAACCCAUAUUCUUAAAGAAGGUGGAAAAUUUAUUGCAAAAAUAUUCCGUGGAAAAGACACAAGUCUCUUGUACUGUCAGCUGAAGUUGUUUUUUCCAACUGUGACUUUUGCGAAACCUAAAAGCAGCCGCAAUUCUAGUAUAGAGGCAUUUGCUGUCUGCGAAAAUUACUCCCCACCAGAAGGAUUUAACCCGAGAGAUCUGCAUCGUCUCUUGGAGAAAGUCGGAAGCCCUUCAGGUGGAAGCGAUCUCGAUUGCAGCAGUGGUUGGCUUGAAGGACCCAACAAAGUUUAUAUUCCAUUCUUGGCAUGUGGUGACCUAAGCGGUUAUGACUCGGACCGGUCGUACCCACUCCCAAAAGAGGCAGAUGGAUCGUCAUACCGGAGUCUGGACCCGAUUCAGCCUCCGAUUGCACCGCCUUAUAAACGAGCUAUUGAGCUCAAGAAAUCUUCAGCACAAAGCUUCAACUCUUAAAGCUAGGCUGGAACCAAAGACAAAGAAAGAAGCUUUUCAUUCGAUUCUUAAAAGGAUGUAGUACAAUUUCUGAAACACGCUUAUUGUUGGUUUGUUAUGAAAAAUUUAUGAUGCUCUGUUCUUGUUUUGCCAAGAGUUUAAUCCCCUUCUUAAUUAAUAAGAAGUAUUUUUAAAUAAUAA